ACUCUUAAGAUUAUGUUAUAUAUAUAUAGCUAGUUCAUCAUAAACAAGAGUAGUUUAAUUUCUAAUCAUGUUAACCAAUAAUAUUUCUUCUUCAAUUCCUUCUGCUGAGCCGUUUUCUUGUUUGGAGAAUGGGAGUCACAAUAACAAGAGGAAAAGAAGACCGGCCGGAACUCCGGAUCCGGACGCGGAAGUGGUUUCUUUGUCACCGAAAACGCUCCUGGAGUCGGAUCGUUACGUGUGCGAGAUCUGCAACCAGGGGUUUCAGCGAGACCAAAACUUGCAGAUGCAUAGGAGAAGACACAAGGUUCCAUGGAAGCUGCUGAAGAGGGAGACGCCUGUGGUGAGAAAGCGAGUGUUUGUGUGCCCGGAGCCUACCUGUUUGCACCACGACCCAUGCCACGCCCUCGGCGAUUUGGUGGGAAUCAAGAAACACUUCAGGCGAAAACACAGCAAUCACAAGCAAUGGGUGUGUGAGAAAUGCUCAAAAGGGUAUGCAGUUCAAUCGGAUUACAAAGCUCAUCUCAAAACCUGUGGCACCCGAGGCCAUUCCUGUGAUUGUGGCCGUGUUUUCUCAAGAGUUGAGAGCUUCAUCGAGCACCAAGAUGCUUGCAGCAUGGGGCGUUUGCGGCCGGAGCCUCAAGCCCUACAGCCGGCUUGCUUGUCGAGAACUGCUUCCAGCCGAAGCCCCUCCAGUGAUACCAAUUUCAGCACCUCGCCGUGGCCUAAUUUGAUUGUGCCAAAGCCGACAAUUGACGCCAUUUUCUUGAGCCCUAGUAAAGAUAAUCAUCAAAGGCCUUCAAAGAAGAAUGCAAAUUAUCACAAUUUGGAGCUUCAGCUUUUAACCACUUCAAGCUCUCUUGAAGCCUCGGUUUCUCCAAAGAUUGAUGAUAAUCAUUCCACCCAGUUGCAGCUCUCAAUCGGUUCAUCAGAUUUUAGUGAUCAUAAAAAUGAAUCAAAAGAUGGUGGCAAAAUGGUUAACUCUCCGAGGGAAAGUACUACAAAUGAGAAGAAAACAACAAUGGUGGCUUCCAGUGUGAAGGAACAAGCGCGAAAAGAGUUGAGAAUGGCGAUGGCGGAGAAAGCUUAUGCAGAAGAAGCGCGAGAGGCGGCGAAGAGGCAGAUUGAGCUUGCCGAACAAGAGUUUGCGAAUGCGAAAAGGAUUAGGCAACAAGCACAAACUCAACUGGAAAAAGCUCAAUCUUUGAAAGAACAUGCAAUUAAACAAAUCAAUUCUACAAUGUUGAGAAUCACUUGCUAUAAUUGCCAGCAACAGUUCCAAACAAGAAUGCCGCCAGAUCACCAUGAAAAAUCCUUGGCUUUAAGUUACAUUUCAUCAGCAACAACAACAGCAGCAACAGAAGGUGAAGUAAUAAACAAAGACAAUGGAAAAACUGUACUAUUUCAUGAUCAUCCAUAAAAUUAGUUAUAAUUAUAAAAGCUUAUGUUAAUCUUUUUCUUAGUAAAAUACCAAGUGGGGUGUUAUGAAAUUUGUGUAAUGUGUUCUUAUUGGUUGAUUAAUUUGUUUAAUGAAUGAAAAGUGGUUCUGGGUUA
Molecule: messenger RNA, 1551 nt
Organism: Pistacia vera
Lineage: Eukaryota; Viridiplantae; Streptophyta; Magnoliopsida; Sapindales; Anacardiaceae
Product: zinc finger protein SHOOT GRAVITROPISM 5-like
Exons: 3
Coding region: 68-1417 (449 amino acids)
Cellular component (GO): nucleus
Molecular function (GO): DNA-binding transcription factor activity
Source: RefSeq, a predicted model, not a curated record